Molecule: messenger RNA, 3650 nt
Organism: Fukomys damarensis (Damara mole-rat)
Lineage: Eukaryota; Metazoa; Chordata; Mammalia; Rodentia; Bathyergidae
Gene: Dnajc27
Product: DnaJ heat shock protein family (Hsp40) member C27
Exons: 6
Coding region: 526-1134 (202 amino acids)
Molecular function (GO): GTP binding; GTPase activity
Source: RefSeq, a predicted model, not a curated record
AAAAAAAUUUUUUUUAGUGUUUGAAUUAUUUAAACUGUUCAUUCAUGAUUUUCUGGUGGUAAUUUUUCUUUAAAAAAAGACUGGAAACAAGCCAGGCGUGGUGGCACAGGCCUAUGAUCCCAUCACUGGAGGCAGAGGCAGGAGGGUCACAAGUUUUAGCGCAGCCCAGGUUCAUGCCUUUGUAUCACCAAAAGAAAGACAGACUAGAAGCAAACAGACUAUGGUAUUAACAGAAGUUAACCCUAUUACGAAUGCUAACCCCCUUCUGUUUAUUUUCAAAUUCAGUUCUGAAAACAAAUUGUUGUUCAGCUGAAGAGCACAAGACAGUUAAGUGGACAGCGUUAAUGUCUCUGCCUCCCGCUGCACAGUCACCAGGCACAACCACAGCACUUAGGUCUCUUCUCCUUCGCCUUGGUACCCAGUUGUAGCUCCUGCUGGUUGGCUCAGCGCUGUGACCCGAAGUGUGUUGGGUUAAAGUAAAGGGUACAAGUCAGAGACAGAGAGAUCAAAGUUAACAUCUUUGAUAUGGCCGGACAUCCCUUCUUCUAUGAGGUUCGAAACGAGUUCUACAAGGACACGCAGGGUGUGAUCCUGGUCUAUGACGUGGGGCAGAAGGAGUCCUUUGACGCCCUAGACGCGUGGCUGGCAGAAAUGAAGCAGGAGCUCGGGCCUCAUGCAAACAUGGACAGCGUCAUAUUUGUGGUGUGUGCCAACAAGAUUGACUGCACCAAGCACCGCUGUGUGAGUGAAAGUGAAGGGCGUCUCUGGGCUGAGAGCAAAGGUUUCCUCUACUUUGAGACUUCAGCCCAAACCGGAGAAGGAAUCAAUGAGAUGUUCCAGACCUUUUAUGUAUCCAUAGUCGAUUUAUGUGAAAAUGUCGGGAAACACCCUACCACAAACAGCAGCACUAGCUUCACCAAAGAGCAAGCGGACACCAUUCGCAGAAUUCGAAAUAGCAAAGACAGUUGGGACAUGCUGGGCAUCAAACUGGGGGCCUCACGGGAGGAAGUCAAUAAAGCCUAUCGGAAACUCGCUGUGCUUCUCCACCCCGACAAGUGUGUGGCACCCGGUAGCGAAGAUGCCUUCAAAGCAGUUGUGAACGCCCGGACAGCCCUGCUGAAGAGCAUCAAGUAGGGGACCAGGGACAGCGAGCUGGGACGCAAGUGUACACUGCCUUCCCCGGGAGGCGGAGUAACCAGUGUGGGGUUUUCUUCACAAAAUCUCACUGCUCUGUUCACUCACGUGCUGUCAUGUAUGAACCAGUGACCCAGGGGCCUGUUAGCACCUCACAGCAUUUUACAGCGAGGUGACCUGCAUGUGUAGGAGGUGAGGGAACCAGGGGUCACCUGUGCGCCGCACCCCACGUCCCAUUGUCAUUCGUCGUAAGCCCUUCGACACUUCUCUCAUGAAGGUCUACGUGGUUCCUAGAGAGAGGGAAGACAGUAGCAAGACCCUUUUUUCCCUUCUUUUUCUCCUUCUUUUUAAAUUCAUCAUCAGAGAAACACAAGUAGGAGAGAAAAUAGCAAAAACUAGUAGAGAACAUCCCAGGGAACGGCCCCUGAGGGUCCAAAGUACUGUUCCUGUCGCUUGCUCCCUGUGUUGAGCGUUCUUUUGGUGGCCUUUUCACCAUCUAGUGGACUUGGGCAGCCGUCUGAGGUUGGGAAGUGAAGCCGCACCUUUCUGAGUUGAGCAGCCCUUCUGUGGCAUUUGCUCUGUCCCCUCAUCCAGCCAUCAGGCGAGAGACCAGCCAGUCCUAAGGGAAAGGCAGUGACACCAACGGAUGCUGGUGCCAGUGCCAGUGCUGGUGCCGCUGCUCGUCCUGCCCGUCUGGACCUGCGCGAGGCCUUCCCCUGCCCCGGAAGCGGGCGCUGGCAGCCCUGCGCACCUGGGCACGAGUCUGAGCGCGGGGUGGAAGUGCUUGGGGCUCGCCUGGUGACGCCCACACAGGCCCAGGGCAAGGCCAGCCUAGUAGGUGCGUUUGGGGCCUGGAGAUCCUGUUGGAGGCCUGGCCUUUUUCAUUCUGAGGCAGGAGGGAGAGACAGGUUCCCCCCGAGCGAGCCCAGCCUCCUCCCCUUCACUUACCCAUUUCUCCCUUCCUCCUUUACCCUCUUUGUUUUUUCUUUUCUUUUUUAAGAAACCUCACGUGUGCCAUCAGGUCUCCUAGAUUCACUGGCUUCCAGCCAUGACUCCUGGUUGACCAGAGAGUGGAGACUUUCUAAGCCUCGUAUGGGUCUGAAUCUCGGUAAUUUCUGCUUGGGCUCCAAAUUUCUAAAUAGUCAUAAUUUUGAACGACAGGUUAUGAAAACUACUUUCACAUAGAGAAAUACAUCCUGUGCCAUAGUCUCCUCCUCAGGCUGCAGGGGUGGGUGAGGAUCAGUGUGAGGACUGACAUUUCUCACCACGCGCAGAGCCGUCUCAUUACGUGACUCAGUGCAUCAUCGUGGUCUUCGUGUUACUCAUAUUUUUCGCUGCAACCACUUGUACUUAUUGGAGCUUUGAAGUAUAUAAGAUGUUGCUGUCUGUGAAUUUUAAACAGCUAGCCCAUAUUGAUUGCCAAGGAGCCUAUACUGUAUUACCUAAGAAGAAGAGUCCCUUUCUUCCAACCAGGCCACACUGCAGUCUGCGGCCUUUCCACCUCGCCCAAAGCCACGCCCCUCCUAUGGCUGCACAGAGGUUGUUGUCAGAAACCAGAGCAUUGUUUUUAUUUUUGUUUUUUGUGGUGCUAGGGGUUGAGGCCGUGGCUCUGUGCCUCCUAGGCAAGUACUUAACCAGUAAGCUACAUCUCCAGCCCCAGGUCAUUGCUUUGUAAUAGGAGUUUUCAUCUGGGUGAUAAUCAAACAUACUUUUUUUCUUAAAGAUUGGAGACCUGAUACAUUGUUUUCUCAUGGGAUUUUCCCCUGGCCCUUCCACUAGCAUCAGGGACCGCAGAGCUCCACCCCGAGUUCUGGACCCUAGGCUUGCUGAAGCCCACCCUCUUGCUUGAGGUGCUCCAACGUCGGUCGGCUCUUGGAGCAGGUGUAGGAGUCAGUGAGGGAGGGCAGGGGUCCUACGCAGCGGGGUCUCCCCACACUGACUGCAGAGCCCACGGAGCGCGGGCCUGUGUGCAGCUGGUGCCAGUGUUCGUCACGGUGAUUAGACGCUCAGCCACUCACCUCAGUCAGCUGCAGUACGUUGUUCAGAUGAGCAGCUGUGGCACAGAGAAUCUUCUAGAGCUCCCAUUCGCAUCCUCAGGAGUGAGUUGUCAAAGUAUAACUUUGGCUUGAUUCUUGAGUCGCGGGACUCAGUUUCCAGCACCUUCAUUAUAAGCGUGCAGGAUGGCCCUGCUAUACUCAUAGAUGCGGAAGUAUUAACAUGAGAAAGUUAAGCCUCCAGGUCCUAGACAUUAUCUGAUUUUCCUAAUACUUCAAGCAGACCAUUAAGAAAUAGCAAAGCCUGAUUUGCAGUGAAAAGGUCCUUUGGUACUAACUUCAUGCAAAACUUUACCGAUCUCUAUGCAUUAACUUAAAUUCUUGGUGCAGACUUGUGCUUUGUAGUUCAGUCUUAUCAAAAAUUCUCCAGCAAGUUAGGAUUUCAAAAAUACACUGGUGAGAAUCACAAGGAGCAGAAUACUUUCAGUGGCUAAAAAGCGUUGUAUAAAGAAUCUUGUUUUU